AUGACUCUGAAUUACAAAUUUCGCAGCGGCAUUCGGUUGGUCAGUCUUCUCGCAUUCCUCCUUGUCAGCGGGUGCAAGCCGAUAGAUCUUCCCACCUCGCAAAUAAGCGCGGAGUUGUUUGCUUGGGACGAAGACUUGGUCGACCUCGACCAUAUAUUCCCUUCCGGCGGUUCAUCUGAGGACGGGGCGGCUGGACAAGCUGAUGAUCACCACCAACCAUUCUCGGGCGGUCAUUUACAACCUAUCGGCCUUCCAGCCCGGCCAUCAGCUAAGCUCCUCGCAGACGGAACACUAGCCUCGAAUGGCUUCGCGGCGGCAGGCGCUUCACGUGCCCUCGACCAUAUCUUCCCUCCCGCUCCUGCAUCGGAGGCCGGGACGGCUGGACAAGCUGAUCAUUCUCAACCAUCCUCGGCCUCCCAUUCAAACCCCGGCAGUCUUCCAGCCGGGCCGCCAUCAGCUAGCCACCACUCCCCUCUCCCAGAAUUUUAUUAUCCUGCCCAAAUGGCCGCAAAAGAACGUACUGUUAACUCCCAGCCCUAUCAUGAUCUAGACAUAUCGUUUGACUCCGGCGAACUGUUUGAACCCGGGUUCUUACCCCACGACUUCAACACCCUUACCGAGUUCCUCGGACACGGAACACCAGACGCGGAUGGCCUCACAGGGGUGAGGGCUCCGCAGUCACAUCAUGGUGUAGCGCAUGUAUCGGAUAGUCAUAGUCAAACAUUCACAGGUCCUCCUCCGUCGAAUCUGCCCACCUUCUCGGAUUAUCCCUUCGUGCCCUCCUCCGGCACAACCUCCGGACCCCACGAAAGUCCUUCUGGUAAGCGGAAGCAAACUGCCGGGCCUGUGGACAAAAGCAUCAAACCUCAGCAUCUGCCUUUCAAGCCCCAGAGGAAGCCACGCAUACCGAAAUUGUACAUCCCAUUUCCUGAAAGCCAACGGCCUGCGCUUUCUAAAAAGCUACCUCCACAGGGGCCACUCGGGUUUUAUUUGAAUGACUUUGCGCUCAAUAAUCCAUCGGAGCCCGUAGAACAGAUGGAAAUGGGUCCGAUCCUGACACGGCUCAGAGCUUUCAAACUCCCGAACGACCAACUUGUCAUCUCCAAGUCGGAAUUCCACUGGGCCCAUCGCGUGUUUCUCGGGUUUGGCAUUAUACGCGAGGAUAUCGGACGGACUGUCAGUGUCAAGCUGUCACGCGAGUCUGCAAAGUCACACAUCGAGGAUCAAGUUCAACACGUUAAACGUGAUAGAAAUAAUUAUAGAUUAGCGAACAAACUAGUCGAAUUUGUGUCACAUUACAAGGAUUGGUAUCAGCAUUGGUUUGAUGAAACUGGGAUAGACUUCGAAAAAAAUCUGCUCCAACCUCACUUUAUCGGUUUCGAGGACGCUGCGGUGCUCUUCCCCCUCUAUCUAUUCUAUGUCGAGAUGAUAUGUUCGAUCGUCCCGAGAGAGGAGGAAGUCACCCUGGAAAUUGAACUACUCCGCGCCCAAAAAUUAUUCAACAACUGGACUAAUAACUACAAUGAUCCGAAAUCUCAGAGUAAUCAAGAUCUGGAACCAAUCGUCAAAGCGCUCAGAAAAAAGAGAAAUCUUCGAGGAGCUUUGAACUUGCAUCCACACCUCUGGAGUUACUUAGGGAUUUGGAUGAUCACUUCGUGGAGGGUUGGAGUUUUCCAACAGAGGGAUCGUUCAAUUCCUAAGACAGUCAAACAAUUCUUUAAUAAUGUCUUCUAUUAUUGCUAUUCAGCUCAUCAUCGCCGAUACAUCUCUAGGGUAACAGUUCACCAACCUGGAAAAAUAGAUAUGCUUUAUUGA
Puccinia triticina is the source of this 1815-nucleotide messenger RNA. RefSeq lists its product as uncharacterized. The record is from RefSeq and is a predicted model, not a curated record. Lineage: Eukaryota; Fungi; Basidiomycota; Pucciniomycetes; Pucciniales; Pucciniaceae. The transcript has a single exon. The coding region runs from base 1 to 1815 and encodes 604 amino acids.